AUGGUGAUGUUCAAGAAGGUGAAGACCUUUGUGAUGUCCUUCAGCGAGCCUGAGAAGAUCUACUGCAGCGGGGAGAAGGUGGCCGGGCGCGUGUUGGUGGAGGUGGCCGAGGUCACUCGCGUUAGCGCCGUCAAGGUGCAGGCCUGCGGAGUGGCCAAAGUCAACUGGGCCAAGGGCCCUCAGCAGUGCCGGCAGGAGAUGGAGUACCUGCGCUUCGAGGAUGUCCUCACCCUGGAGGAACAGCCCACUGAUGAUGACGGCUCUGUAAUCCUCAGACCUGGGAACAAAUACGAGUACAAAUUUGGAUUCGAGCUUCCCCAGGGGCCUCUGGGCACCACCUUCAAGGGCAAGUACGGCUGUGUGGAUUAUUGGGUGAAAGCCUUCCUGGAGCGCCCGUCCUUCCCCACCCAGGAGGUGAAGAAGCGCUUCGAAGUGAUGGAUCCCGUGGACGUGAACACUCCUGAAUUGCUGUCCCCGGUGGCGGCCAAGAAGGAGAAGAAGGUGUCGUGCAUGUUCAUUCCCGACGGCCGUGUGUCGGUCAGCGCGCAGAUCGACAGGAAGGGCUUUUGUGAAGGUGACGACAUCUGCAUCAACGCCGACUUCGAGAACACGUGCUCCCGCAUCGUGGUGCCCAAGGCGGCCAUCGUGUCCAAGCACACCUACCUGGCCAACGGGCAGACCAAGGUCUUCACCCAGAAACUCUCCUGCGUCCGCGGCAACCACAUCAUCUCAGGGAUGUCCGAGUCCUGGCGCGGCAAAACCAUCCGCGUCAAGAAGCUCAAACCGUCCAUCCUGGGCUGCAACAUCCUGCGCGUCGAGUAUUUCCUGCAGAUCUAUGUCAGCGUCCCCGGCUCCAAGAAGAUCAUUUUGGAGCUGCCCCUCGUCAUCGGCAGGCGGCCCGGGGUCGGCAGCUCCAGCUCCAGCAUGGCCAGCCAGAUGAGCUCCGAGAUGAGCUGGGUGGACCUCAACCUCCCUGAUGCCCCAGAAGCACCCCCGUGCUACCUGGACAUUGUUCCUGAAGACCACCGCCUGGAGAGCCCCACCACGCCGCUCCUGGAGGACACGGACGGCUUCGACAGCCCCAUCUUCAUGUACGCCCCCGAGUUCAAGUUCAUGCCACCGCCCACCUACACUGAGGUGGACCCCUGUGUGGCCAACAACAACGUCCAGUGA
Messenger RNA from Mesitornis unicolor (brown roatelo), 1173 nucleotides. RefSeq names its product thioredoxin interacting protein (gene TXNIP). The coding region runs from base 1 to 1173 and encodes 390 amino acids. Gene Ontology annotation, molecular function: ubiquitin protein ligase binding. Gene Ontology annotation, biological process: protein transport. Gene Ontology annotation, cellular component: cytoplasm. The transcript is spliced from 9 exons. NCBI's taxonomy places the organism in Eukaryota, Metazoa, Chordata, Aves, Mesitornithiformes, Mesitornithidae. The record is from RefSeq and is a predicted model, not a curated record.